This is a messenger RNA of Drosophila biarmipes, 1437 nucleotides long. Its product is annotated as zinc finger protein 689. The transcript is spliced from 4 exons. Lineage: Eukaryota; Metazoa; Arthropoda; Insecta; Diptera; Drosophilidae. The record is from RefSeq and is a predicted model, not a curated record. Gene Ontology annotation, cellular component: nucleus. The coding region runs from base 95 to 1336 and encodes 413 amino acids. Gene Ontology annotation, molecular function: RNA polymerase II cis-regulatory region sequence-specific DNA binding; zinc ion binding; DNA-binding transcription factor activity, RNA polymerase II-specific. Gene Ontology annotation, biological process: regulation of transcription by RNA polymerase II.
CCACGGCGCCACAGUGGUAAACAGGAGAGCUUGAGGAAUUUAGUUUACCAAAACAAUAUAACUUGUUUUUAAUCACAGACUACAGUCCAUUGGGAUGGACGUGCUGUGUCGCACUUGUGGCCAGCAGGCGAAGCACUUCAAGGCACUCUUCGACAAGGAAGGCAGCGACGCCCUAUGCAACAUACACAAGUUGACAGGGAUUUGGUUCGGUGACCAUCCCGGAGUGCCCACAAAGAUCUGCCUAUCCUGCCUGCUGGACUUGAACGAUGCCGUCGCCUUUCGCGAGCGUUGCAUCAAGACGAACAUUUCCUGGUUCGAGGAUCAGGAUAAGCCAAACGAGGCGAGCACUGAAAUCGCCGAUCAGAGGAAAACUAUCAAAAAGAAGACUAGGAUUGUUAUUGUACCGUACCCGAAAAAUGUUGUGCCUGUUGUACUGCCCUACAAGGGCGUGAACCAGGCCAUAGUUCUUCCAAAAUGCAUCAAGAAACUGAACAAGGGUCUAGAUGACCCUGUUUGUCCGGAAGACCCUUCUGCUGAUCCCGAGGAUCCCCUCAGGUGCGAGGACCCUAUCUACGUGAAGGACCAGCCACUUUCAGAUGAGGAGCAUGAGGAUAGCAGAAGAGAGUUUGCGGAUGGCGAGAUUCUGGAGGAGUACUUAGAGGACGAAGAAGUGGAAACUCUGAAAGAUCGCGACUCAAGUACAGGAUCCACUGUCCAACCUCUCACCCCAGAAAAACAUCCCCUUAGGAAAUCCAAAGAGAAUACCAGAAACUUGCCAAAAAAUUCUAGAGACCGAGAGAACGCCAGUCCAAAUGCUUUGAAAGGGAAGCGAAAGCGGUACAAAGGCACUAAAAUCUUCAUAUGUGAUCACUGCGGCAAGAAAUUCAAGGACACAGGAAACCUCAACAUGCACCUAAUGCGACACACUGGCGUCAAGCCAUUUGAAUGUCCGGAAUGCGGGCAAAAGGAGCUCAACAGGUACAUCCUGAAUAUUCACAUCCGGGUGAAGCACCGCGGAGAAAAGCCCUAUCCCUGCAAAUAUUGUGGUGUGACCUUCGAAAGUACCACAAAGCGGGUUCGUCACGUAAGGAGGACCCACGAAAGCAAGAGAAUAAAACCCUUUAAGUGCUCUUACUGUGACAAAAGGUUCGAUCUCAAGUCAAUAAGGAGCAAGCACGAGAUGGUGCACACCGGAGAUCGUAACUUUCCCUGCGAAAUAUGCAACUUCUCGUUUAUCACCAAAAGAAACCGGAACCUCCACUUUCAAACCAAAAAUCACAAAAGGAAAGAGUUGGAAGCAAAAAGUAAAUCCAUAAGCAAGGAGUCAGCUACAUAAGUACAAAAUAUUUGACUAAAGUGACAGAAGAUCCAAAAGUGAAAACAUAUAAACAAUUUUUAAAAAUGCUAAAAAUGUUAAAUAUAUAUUUUUAACCGUUA